UGUCGUAUAUUGUAGUUCCAUUCAUUCGUAUCAAAAUAUUGCCGUGAACAGUUGUUGGAGUUGAAUUUUCUCCUCUUAAAUCUUCUAAAUUAGAAGCAGUUUUCAUUUAUAUAUAUGUAUGUGCAACAUACAUCUAUAUAAAUGACAAAUUAAAUUGGCUUUCUAUUGUCGCACACAUAUACGCAUAAUAAAUCCUGGAAAUUGUUAUUUCACAAAACGUUCUGAAAAUUGUGUGGAUUUCUGGGGGAAUUGCCUAUUUCUAACGCAUUGUAAAAAUGUCUGAAGAAGAAUCAUUUGUUAUAUUGGGCUCGUCUCCGGUGCCCUCAAUGGAAUAUGAUGGGGGCGAUAGAAAUGACUCUGGAGCUGAUGUUUCAUUACAAUCGGAUACACCUGGCAGCUGUUUUACAUCAUUGAAAAGUAGCCAGCUAGGUGAGCUGCAAAAUGCCAGGCAAUCUUCUAAUAAAACACCAACUCCAUCUACAUCAAUCAAUGGUGCGAAUGAAGCCGAAAUCAAUGACGUUUCGAAAGAAACCCCACUUGUGUCUGACUCUAAGGAAAAACCUCAAACUUCGAUGUCCACAUCAAUGCAACGUUCAGCUGAAAGCAUUCUAUGGUCCAGGCCACAAGUAGAUGUUAAAAGUGACUUUCUGCCAAUCAGUUUGGAAGAAUUUGCAGUACAAUCUCCGUUGGAACGUAGUCCAAAGACAUCGCUUAAUUCUCGACCACCACCAUCACCGCCUAAUAUGUCUGGGAGUUAUAAUUCGAACAAUAAGGAGAAUAUACAACCUAACGAAGGUGCAAUGAAUGUUGAGAAAAAUAUGACAUCUUCUCAAAACAAUGGCCAAACAGCAGUAUCUUCUAAAGCCACCAGUUUGGCAAGCAGUUUCAUACUGGGUGAAGUAAAUGCUGAUGCCUUAAAGUCAAGUGUUUAUUCUCAAUUUCCGAGCAUUUCAAUGAAAGCCAGCCCAGAAGACGUCAUGAAACUACAAACCAUGUGCAACGAGUAUGUGCAAUUGAAAUCGACCCUCGAGAAAGUACAUAACACAAUGUCAUUGUUCUACAAGAACUCUUUGGAAUGGAAAGAGAAAAUGAAUAUCAUGGAAAAUCAUUAUAAGGAACAAUUGAGCGACUGUCAAAAUCAAAUUGAAGCUUUACGCGCCGAAAAUCUACAACUAAAGAAAAGCAUUGACGUGCAAGUCGAACAAACAAAAGCAGUGGAUUUGGCCCGGCAAAAGGAUCGCGAGGAUAUGAUUAAAACCAUAUCGGAAAAGAAUUCCUUGGUGGAAAAUAUGAGAGCACAAAUUGUUAAAUUGGAACAGCAAAAUACCGCAACAUUUGAAUUUCUACCCAAGAAGCACGGCGAAAAGAGCGAUACCAACUUCGACAAUUUAUAUAUAACACGUGGCGAGCAUGAUCACAUUGUCAAGGAUCUUAAACGACAAUUAUCCGAACUGUUGGCCAAAAAUUUGGAUAUACAAGAUAUGGAAAAAAAUUAUAUUGAUGAAUUGAAUUUUCUCAAAGUGAAUUUAACAGCAGCUGAAGAAUUAGUUGCUAAGAUGAGAUCCGAAAUUGCUGAACUAAAAGCUGCCGAUAUAACGAAGCAAAACGAAAUUGAAGAACUCAAAAGAAAUGCUGAUUUACUGCUCAAUGAAAAUACCAUACAAAACGAACGUAUUAUCCUUUUGGAACAACAAAACGAAGUACAUCGUAGAGAUUUCGAAAUGGAACGGGAAAGCCGACAAACGGCUGUGGGUGAAAAGACACAAGUGCUGCAAGAUUUGAGAGCUUUGCAAAAGCGUAAUCAAGAAUUGUUGGAAGAACGCCAAAAGCUAAUUGAAAACUAUGAACGUCGUGUAUCGACAAUGUCUUCGUCGUCGUCGGGUUCUUUGGUGGCUGCUGCAGCAGCUGCCCAAACAUACCUUAACAAUCCCCAAAGGCCCAUAAGGCAGGAGUUAACAGCUAAUUCAACAACGAAUCCAACAGCGACGGGAGCCCUUCUAAAUUGCCCCAUAUGCAAUAAAACUUUCAAAUCUUUAUCGGUCUUACAGAGUCAUGUCAAUGAUUGUAUAGAUAGGACUUAGAACUACUCUCCGAACCGAUAAAAUAUUUUAAUCAGAAACAUUAUUGUAUAGGGGUAAUCUUUGGAGAUCAGUAUAUGUUAUCUCUUUAACUUGUCUAAUAUAUUGGUGGUAUGUGCUGGAAAUCUAACCGAUUAUCGAUAUUUCUUUGGCGGAUUGUCCACAUAAGAAGUGGUCAUUAUUUUUAAGAUAUAAGUGAAUAGAUUUAUGUCAAAACGAGUCGAUAUGUUUACCAUCACAUACCCCCUACAUAUUUAUAAUAUAUAUAUUUUUCUUUUUGUUUUAUCAUUAUAUAUUUUUUGUUUAUAGUUUAAAAAAAUAAAACCUUCAAUAAAAUGAAUAGAAAUGCAAGUUCAAAUUUUCUCGAUAAA
Musca domestica (house fly) is the source of this 2449-nucleotide messenger RNA. RefSeq names its product NF-kappa-B essential modulator (gene key). The coding region runs from base 276 to 2081 and encodes 601 amino acids. NCBI's taxonomy places the organism in Eukaryota, Metazoa, Arthropoda, Insecta, Diptera, Muscidae. The record is from RefSeq and is a predicted model, not a curated record. Gene Ontology annotation, molecular function: DNA binding; K63-linked polyubiquitin modification-dependent protein binding. Gene Ontology annotation, cellular component: nucleus; cytoplasm. The transcript is spliced from 8 exons. Gene Ontology annotation, biological process: regulation of canonical NF-kappaB signal transduction; DNA repair.